Ceratina calcarata is the source of this 2163-nucleotide messenger RNA. Its product is annotated as bumetanide-sensitive sodium-(potassium)-chloride cotransporter-like. Lineage: Eukaryota; Metazoa; Arthropoda; Insecta; Hymenoptera; Apidae. Gene Ontology annotation, molecular function: sodium:potassium:chloride symporter activity. Gene Ontology annotation, biological process: chloride ion homeostasis; sodium ion homeostasis; cell volume homeostasis. The coding region runs from base 308 to 2071 and encodes 587 amino acids. Gene Ontology annotation, cellular component: membrane. The record is from RefSeq and is a predicted model, not a curated record. The transcript is spliced from 12 exons.
AGUGCGUUGUUUUAUGGGGAAAGGGAAGCUCGACGCAUGCCUCCUGCCACAGUUUUGCUUAAGCUUCCUUUCCUUUGAUUCGUUUCGCCUCGAGGAGGGUACUAUCUCGAAGAAGCGGCGUUCCGUUCCGUUCGUACGCUCCGCUCGGCCGUUGUGUCAGUGUCGGGUCGCGCUUCUGAUCCACCGGUGAUCCGCUAGCCACGGGAUCGCUCGUCGAUCCACGGCUGGAUCAUCAAACGCCAACUUGUCAGCCCCGAAAUAUAUUCAGAAAAAUUUGACCAGGUGUGGUUGAAAGUCGAUUAAAGCUAUGGAUGAUGAGGUAAUCGGUGGUCAGCAAAACAACAAGAGGUCACCAAUGACUUUAAACGUUAGUGGACUAUGGGACGUGGUUCCUCGACUGGACCACUACAGAUUGAGUCGCCGAGCCAAGAGGCCAUCAUUGAGCACCCUUCACGAAGGAAAUCUUAUAAAGGUAAGAUUGCCACACCCCGUGGACAUCCCGACUCUCGUUUUAAUAUCGUCAAAUGCAUUCGAAAGCAUCCGGUUCAUGAGCAACCUUGGACCGGACUAUCGUUAUUCCGAGAACAACAACCAAACAUUUUUCUCCGUAUUCGCGAUCUUCUUCCCAUCUGUAACCGGAAUCCAAGCCGGUGCCAACAUUUCCGGUGACUUGAAAGAUCCGGCCAGCAGCAUACCCAUUGGAACCUUGUUGGCUCUUCUCAUUUCUAUGCUGAGUUACGUCACUUUCGUAUUCUUCGCUGGUGGUGCUGCUUUAAGGGAUGCCAGUGGUUUCGUCACUGCGAAUAACACGAUAGGCAGCUGCACCCCGAAUGUGGAUUGCAAUUACGGAUUGCACAACAGUUAUACGGUAAUGCAAUUGAUGUCAGUCUGGGGUCCAUUCAUUUAUGCCGGUUGCUUUGCGGCAACUUUGUCGACCGCGUUAACUAAUUUACUGUCAGUGCCGAGAUUAAUUCAAGCGCUAGGGCAAGACCGGAUCUAUCCUGGUUUAAUCUACUUCAGCAAAGGCUAUGGAAAGCAUGGUGAACCUUACCGUGGCUACGUUCUAACGUUCUUCGUCGCUGCUCUAUUCCUUUUGAUAGCGAAUUUAAACGCGGUUGCCCCAUUUAUUUCGAAUUUCUACCUGGCUUCGUACGCGUUGAUCAAUUUUUGCACCUUCCACGCGGCGCUCGUUCGACCCCUUGGAUGGAGACCCACUUUUAGAUAUUACAACACUUGGUUGUCAUUAUUUGGGUUCAUUACGUGCGUUGCCAUAAUGUUUCUCAUUGACUGGGUAACGUCGUUAGUAACAUUCGUAAUUAUUUUCGCGUUGUACUUAAUAGUGGUUUAUCGAAAACCGGAUGUCAAUUGGGGUAGCAGCACCCAAGCUCAAACUUAUAAAACCGCACUAUCUAUCGUUUAUCGGUCCAAUAUAUCCUUAAUUGGUAUGUAUUUGUUUAGGGAAAAACGACACGCGAUGGCCUCCGUCCCAGAACGUUUAGCAAUUUUCCAAAAGAAACAUAAAACUGGGACGAUCGACGUUUGGUGGCUGUACGACGAUGGAGGGUUGACGAUCCUUCUGCCGUACAUAAUCAGCACACGUUCCAACUGGGAACAUUGCAAGAUGAGGAUAUUCGCUCUGGCCAAUCACAAACAGGACAUCGGCGCUCAAGAGAAAGAAAUGGCUGAGAUAAUGGCCAAAUUCCGGAUACGGUAUACCAGUUUAAAAAUGGUAGACGAUAUCAGCGUUCAGCCUAAACAGGAAACGUUGGAUUACUUUGAUAAACUGAUAUCCAAUUUUCGAAAGAACGACUCGACCGAAGGAGAUUGUUGUGUGACGGAUCUCGAGCUCCAAUCCCUGAAAGAUAAGACUUACAGACAACUGAGACUACGAGAAUUACUGCUGGAGAACUCGAGCCAAUCCACACUGGUCGUUAUGUCAUUGCCAAUGCCAAGAAAGGGAGCGGUUUCUGCUCCUCUUUACAUGGCCUGGUUAGAAGCUUUGACAAAAGACAUGCCGCCGACGCUAUUAAUUAGAGGAAAUCACACGUCGGUAUUAACUUUUUACUCGUAGUUCACCGAGAACAUUUAACUAACUACAUUUUCAACCUUUUAAGUAAAGAAUCUAUUUCGUUACUUAAAAGAUAUUGACUUGAAUAAUAGUUA